Molecule: messenger RNA, 828 nt
Organism: Laetiporus sulphureus 93-53
Lineage: Eukaryota; Fungi; Basidiomycota; Agaricomycetes; Polyporales; Laetiporaceae
Product: RNA-binding domain-containing protein
Exons: 5
Coding region: 1-828 (275 amino acids)
Molecular function (GO): RNA binding
Source: RefSeq, a predicted model, not a curated record
AUGUACGGAGAUUCCGCGGCGCCGCCUGUCGAUCCCUACACCGACGCUUACAAUGAGGCUCCUCCGCCUGCCCCUGGGCCGCCGGUCGACUCGCGGGACCGCGACAUGCCUCCUCCGCGAGGCCGCUCUCGUUCUCGCAGCCCAGCAAGGGGCUCAACGUACCGCAGGUCUCCUCCUCCCCGCCGCCCCCCUCAUGCUCCCAUUCAGGCGCCCAACCCUUCCAACGUGUUGGGAGUGUUUGGACUGAGCAUCAGGACUACGGAGCGCGACCUCGAUGACGAAUUCAGUCGAUUUGGCCGCGUCGACAAGGUGGUCAUCGUGUACGAUCAAAGGUCCGACCGCUCCCGUGGGUUUGGAUUUAUCACUAUGUCCACAGUUGAAGAAGCUACUCGAUGCAUCAAAGAGUUGAACGGUGUCGACCUCAAUGGCCGUCGCAUCCGUGUCGACUACUCGGUGACCGACCGGCCUCAUGCUCCGACUCCCGGUGAAUACAUGGGCCACCGCCGUCGUCGUGGACGCGACACCUACACCGGUCACCGUGACGACAAAAUCGACGACUAUCGCGACUCGUACCGUGACUCGUACCGUGAACGCCGCGACAGGGACCCUUACCGCAGGGACGACAGGGACCGCGACAACUAUGGAAGGGACAGGGACUGGCGCGAUCGUCGGAGCCCUCCUCCGCGCGGCCGCUUCUCUCCGGAUUACAGAAGGCGCAGGAGCUACUCCAGGAGCCCUCCCAGAGGAAGUAGUCCGACACGUAGGGAGUAUGAUGCUCCCUCUGCUAGCGCGCUGCCUCCUUCGAACGGUGAAGGUGGCCGUUGGUGA